UAAUUUAUUAUUUUUUUUCCCGCUCCAGAGGUCCAGAUGUUCGUCUGCAACAAGGAGGUGUACGGCUUCCUGCCGGUGCCGCUGAGGUCGCACAGCACCUUGCGGGACGAGGUGGAGAGCUUCAUGCACGUCCAGCUGGAGAUCAUGGUGAAGAACCCCCCGGCAGAGCCCUCGCAGUACCUGUCGGUGCCCCCCAAGAUCCCCGACAAGAUGGGCUUUGACGAGGUCUUCAUGAUCAACCUGAAGCGCCGGGCGGACCGUCGGGAGCGCAUGCUGCGGACCUUGUACGAGCAGGAGAUCGAGUGCAAGGUGGUCGAGGCGGUGGAUGGGAAAGCCAUGAACAGCAGCGAGGUGGAAGCGCUGGGCAUCAAAAUGCUGCCGGGCUACAAGGACCCCUACCACGGCCGGCCGCUCACCAAGGGGGAGCUGGGCUGCUUCCUCAGCCACUACAAGAUCUGGAAGGAGGUGAGCGGGGCUCGGGGGUGGGGGGCUUCGGCCACCCCGGGUGCCUCGGCG
Messenger RNA from Oxyura jamaicensis (ruddy duck), 516 nucleotides. RefSeq names its product procollagen galactosyltransferase 1-like. Gene Ontology annotation, molecular function: procollagen galactosyltransferase activity. NCBI's taxonomy places the organism in Eukaryota, Metazoa, Chordata, Aves, Anseriformes, Anatidae. The annotation marks the transcript as partial. The transcript is spliced from 4 exons. The record is from RefSeq and is a predicted model, not a curated record.